AUGAACAAGGUUGUUUGUUCGGUGCAUGUGGCAGUUUUGGCGUUCCCAUUUGGAUCACAUGCAGCUCCACUCUUAAACGUGGUGCAAGAAAUUGCGUCUAAGAAUCCCAGAGUCAAAUUCUCAUUCUUGAGCACAAAACGUUCCAAUGAGUCCAUUUUCGCGGGGAUUAUUCAUCAUAACAUAAAGGCUUAUAACGUGGAAGAUGGGUUGCCAGAGGGAUAUGUGCCUUCUGGUCACCCUAUUGAGCCCAUUAAUCUCUUCGUUGGUGUCAUGAUCCAGAACUUUAAGCGCGCCAUGGAUAAGGCCUUGGCAGAGACACACAUCAAGUUUACUUGUUUGCUUACUGAUGCGUUCCUUUGGUUCGCGGCGGAGAUGGCGAAGGAGAUCAAUGCCAAAUGGGUUCCCGUCUGGACUGCAGGGCCUCAUUCUCUUCUUUGCCAUCUUAUGACUGAUUUUAUCAGGGACCAGUUUGCCGCCGAUGCUGGUAAUGAAAACAUCGAUUUCGUUCCUGGUUUACCUGUGGUGAAGGCUUCUGAAUUGCCUGAAGGGAUAAUCGACGAUAUAGAACAACCUUUGUCAUCCAUGUUACACAAAAUGGGACAAACUUUGCCUAAAGCAACGGCGGUUGCAAUUAACUCAUUUGCUGAGUUGGAACCUCCAAUAGUGAACCAACUCGAAUCAAAGUUCCGAAAGCUAUUAAAUAUCGGUCCAUUCACUUUGGCAUUGCCACAACCAAAUAUCCCUGAUGAUCAAGGUUGCAUAGAAUGGUUGAACAAACAUGACAUUGGCUCAGUUGUGUACAUUAGCUUUGGAACUGUGAUAAUUCCUCCACCUCAUGAGUUAGUUGCUAUAGCAGAGGCCAUAGAUGAAUCUGGAUUUCCAUUUAUUUGGUCAUUCAGGGGAAAACAUGAUGAACAGCUUCCAAAAGGGUUAUUGGAAAGGAUUAAAGAUAAAGGGAAAAUUGUUUCAUGGUCACCACAGGUGGAAAUCCUUAAGCAUGAAGCUAUUGGUGUGUGUGUGACACAUUCUGGCUGGAACUCAAUCAUGGAAUGCAUGGUGGGUGGUGUUCCAAUGAUUUCUAGGCCCUUUUUUGGUGACCAGAAAUUGAACACAAGGAUGAUGGAAGGUAGAUGGGGUGUUGGUGUUCCAAUUCAGGAUGGGGUUUUCACUAAAGAAGCUACCUUAGCAGCAUUGAAAUCAACCAUGUCAAGUGAUGAAGGGAUGUUAAUGCGGCAAAAGAUAUCAGAGUUCAAGAAAUCUGCAAAACGAGCUGUUGAAACUAAUGGUAGUUUCAUAAGGGAUUUCAAUACUUUAGUUGAAAUUGUUACAAGUUGA
Molecule: messenger RNA, 1335 nt
Organism: Arachis duranensis
Lineage: Eukaryota; Viridiplantae; Streptophyta; Magnoliopsida; Fabales; Fabaceae
Product: flavonoid 3-O-glucosyltransferase-like
Exons: 2
Coding region: 1-1335 (444 amino acids)
Molecular function (GO): UDP-glycosyltransferase activity
Source: RefSeq, a predicted model, not a curated record